AUGCAAGCACAGGACGACUGGCUGCGCGCCGCCGCCUGCGCACUUGAGCAAGGCAGCGAUGCUGAAGCACUACGCACACAGCUUGAGUCCACAUUUACAAGCGACGCGCGUGCAGUGCAACGUGCACUUAUUGUGCUCCUUCGGCACGCAGCGCUCGAGCCCAUCGCGCCGGCACCUGACGUCCUCGCAUCUAUCUUCACGAUUCAUACCCCCGCGUUCUCCGACGUGCUCUUGGAUGCGCUCUGGGCCGUGGACUGGGAAUUGGAUGCACGCCAAGAAGUACAGUCUGCGCGCGAUAGCGACGUCGACGACGUAGCGUGGUCCGGCGAGCGCGUUUCAUUGAGCAGUGCGCGCGCGCGCCUUGCCGCCAUCCUUGUAGCCGCUGUCGACCACGGCGUGUUGGACCAAACGACCACUGCGACGCGGCAAGAUGUGCCGCUUCUUGGCGCCGCCGGCAUGGUCGACCCAAGCAUCUUCCAGCGCCGCGCGAUACAGAUCCGGACGGGCCGCUACUUUAAGCAGCAGAAAUACAAUCUUCUGCGCGAAGAGAAUGAGGGCUACGCAGCGCUCUUGGCGCAGGUCACCGCGCAGCGUGGCCCGCCCAUCGCCGCUGAGCUCGAAACCGGCGCGUCGGUAUGGUACGACGACGCUCGUGUGGCCGAGCAAGAAACAGACGAAGCGCGCGAAGAACGUGCGGUAGCGCUCUUGGGACGGAUUGCUGCCUUGAUCGGCUACUUUCGCCUCGAUGCCGCGCGUGCGUUAGAUGUGGUGCUCGCUGUAUUUACCACCCAUGUCGUGCAUCAUUACCCCUUCUUCCUCACGCUCCUGCAAAAGUCGACGUGGAAGUCAGAGCGGAUUGCAUGUGUGCUGGGCUUCCAAUUUGCACACUACGCAAACCAAGAUACCCGCGAACCCGCACCAGAGAACCUCUAUUUUGUCGCCGCGCUGCUUGUGCGCGCCGACCUAGUAUCGCUCGAUGCCUUGAUGCCCUACCUUGCACCCGCACAAGGUCUGGAGAGUCUAAAAAAGCGCCACGAUGAUGCGCUGGCCAGCAACAGCAGCGGCGCGCAAAAUGCCUUGGCCAUGGCGGCGCCGUUGGAGGCGGAUGGCGACGCAGAAGGGCCAACCACGCCUGCUGCGCCAGCGUAUGUGCCCCCGGCGCAGCUCGUGCAUGUCAUGCGCGCUCUGCUUGCGUGUGGCGCCAUCAAACUCGUAGCGCCGAUUGUGUGCCAGCAUGCGUGGCUCUUUGCAGCGUACCCCUCGCUGAUGGCGGCCUACGUGCGCAUUGUCAAGUACAUGCUCCAGCCCGCGUACGACAACAUUGCAAUGCACACACAGGCGCAAGGCACAAGCCUCGGCCGUGCCUUGCCGCCGCGGCUGCCGCAUGCAUGUGCGGAGCAGGCGCCAACGCUGGCCCUCACAUGCUGCGUUCCUCUUCCGCAAGCGACCCUCGUGCGCCGUUUCUUCUUUUUCGUCGACGACUGGGCGCGCAAUGUGGUGCGAUGCAACGAUGUGGACGCCGUUGUAUCUAUCGCGCUCCCUAUGCUGCGCCCUGUUGGCGCGCAGCUAUACCAGGACACAGAGCUCUUGCAAAUCCUGUGUCGCUUCUGUGCCGCAUACAUGCAUAUGGACUUGUCCUUGUGGCUUGGCGUGACGCGCGCCAUGAUCCUUCCUGCAAUUUCGCUCGCGGCGCCGAAUCCUGCGCUCCUCUACGCACUCUGGUCCAUCCUGGAGCCUCUGCCGUACACGGAGCGAUUCCGGAUUUAUGGCGAGUGGAAACACAGGGUGUACAAGCGCGCUGAACUGCGCGCGUGCCAGAAAGAAACGGAGCGCGAAGCGCGUGCGAUUUUGCGGCGUGUAAGUGCAGACAAUGUGCGGAACAUGGGCCGGACGCUCGCCAAGGCCGCCCACCCCAAUCCGACUGUGUUUUUCGCAGUGGUGCUGCACCAGAUCCAGUCGUAUGAUAACCUGAUUGAGCCUGUGGUCGACGCGGCCAAGUACUUGACCGCGGUUGAGUACGAUAUCCUUACAUUCAGCUUGCUCGAGGCGCUCAGCAACCCAGACAAGGAGCGCACCAAGUCAGACGGGACGAAUUUGAGCUUGUGGCUCAAGUCGCUCGCGUCGUUUGCGGGUGCAUUUUACAAGAAAUACGCCUCGGUGAACUGCACGCCGCUUUUGCAGUACCUUGCGAACCGCCUGGUAAAAGAGGAUACGCAGGACUUGGUCGUGCUCGAGGAGCUGAUCCAGAAAAUGGCGGGAAUUGAGCCGAUCGGCGAGCUGUCCGAGCUGCAAAUUGCGGCGCUUACAGGAGGAUUUUUGCUCCAGCAAGAGGCUGCGCUCACUUUUAUCCCCAAAGGGGUUUCUGCAGCGCCCACGUCGGUGUUGCUCGCGCGCAGUGCGUACAAGAAAGGAGGUGCACAGCUGCUGCGUACACUUGCAGCAUCGCAUCUGGUGCUUCCGAUCCUGAUCCUCAUUGCGCAGCGGCGCCAAGCGUGCAUAUUUCAGGAGCCAGACGGUGACGCGCACAUCAAGUCGUUGGGAAGUACGUUUGAUACUUGCCAGGAGAUUUUGUUUCAGUACGUGCACUUUUUGGUGUCGACAAUGCCACUCGAGGACUUUGCGCGGCGCUUGCCGCCGCCGCAGGAUUUGUGCAAGCGAUUUGCGAUCGAUGCGCCGAUUGCGUUCCACAUAACGAGGCCCAAGCUCGUGUAUGAGAUGCGCAGGUUGGAGAAGGAGGAGAAGAGCAGGGCGGAAAGGAAGACGAGUAGCGAGUGUAUGGACGAAGCGCUACCAGAGGCAGAAGUAGAGGUGAAGCAUUCCGCCGAAACUUUGGCGCCAAAUGACGACGCUGUGUCAGAAGCGCAGGCGGCAAACGAUAACACGGCGCGGGAAGCGAUGGACGAGAGUGUGGAUGAGGCCGCCGCGGAACCCCCUAUCGAAACGCCCUGCUGGAAUUUGGCACUAACGCCCGUGGUGGAAACAAUGGCCGAAUGCCUCCCUGAGGGCGCAAUUUGCGCAUUGGGCGCGCCAUUCUUUGUCACGUUCUGGCAGCUUAGCCUCUCGGACAUUUCCGUGCCGAUGGACCGCUACCAGCAGGAAAUUGCUCGCUUCCGCACUUGGAUGCGCGAAGUUGACGCAGCUGCCGAGCUAUCGGAGAAUAUCAAAAAAUCCGCGCGCAACCGCCUGCAGGACAACAUUACCCAGCUUACAGCCGAGCUCAAAGAACAAACCCUUUCGUACCAAACGACGCGCCGCCGCCUUGCACACGAAUCGCGCUUUUUUUUCCCUGCGGACGUGGAUAAAGGAUUGCUGGUCGAACAGCUGGUUGCUCAGUGCCUGCAUCCACGCGCGCUGCUCUCGCCCAUCGAUGCCAUGUUUGCCGCUCGUUUCCUCCGCUUGCUGCACACAAACGGCACACAGCAUUUACCGACGCUCGCAGUCUACGACGCGCUCUUUUGCCAGCAUGUCGCGCAAACACUCUUCCUUGCGACGGAGAAUGAAGCGCGCAGCUACGCGCGUUUCCUUGCUGCGAUCCUCGGCGAUAUGCACGCAUGGCUGCGGAACGAAGCGGCGUACAACCGCGAGGCCAUCUCGGAACGCGUGUGCGGAUUCGCACUGGCUUGGGAAGGCAGGCGCGGAAUUCGUCAGCGCGAUGCAUCGACGCCGCUUACAUGGUAUGCAUUCCGCGCUACGGUCCUGCGGUGGCACACUUCGCUUUCCGAUGCAUUCAUACAGUGCUUGCAGUCGGAUGAGUACAUGCGGAUCCGAAAUGCGAUUGUCGUUUUGAACCGCGUCGCGAGUUUUUUCCCCCUGUACAGCGAGCACGGCAAAGCAUUGGGAGGAGCCGUGGAUUCCAUUGCGCAGAAAGAGUCGCGUGGCGAUCUCAAGGUGCUUGCCCAAGGGCUCGUUGCCACGCUCAAUAAACAUGCCAGCGCUUGGACGGCCCUUGACGUUUUUACGUACGUCGCGCCCAAGAAAGAACGCAAACCAUCGCCGCCGCCAAAACAAAAACAAAAAUCGAGUACGGCCAAGGCGCCCAAAGCGGCACUGGAACGUGCACAGCCCAGGCCCAAGCCUCGCAAGGAAACGCCAAAAGAGUCGCAAGCUAAGGACGAGCGCCGCGAACGACAUCCAGCCAAGCGCCGCGAGGAGGAAAGCCGGCGCGAAGAGCCCGUCUCGUUGCGUAUCCGCGGCAGCGACACGAGGCAGGAGCCUAGGUACCGGGACCGUGGAUGGGGCGAGUCUCGGCGCGAUACACACGAUGGUCAAGAGCGCCCAUCGCGCUAUUCGGACAAAGAGACAUGGUCCAGCAGGCGCGACGAAACACCGCGCGGAAAUGCCGCUUGGAAUCGGCGCCGCCCCGAAGAGGCACGCGACUCCAAAGAGACGGCGCGUCGGCCUGAAGAGGCGCAGUCUAAAGAAGAUGAGCGCUCGCGCAAGCGCUCCUUGGCAGACCGCCUGGGCAGCAACGAGAGCGGCGCAAGUGCCCCAAGUUCUCCUGCCACCGAUGCCCGCGACACGAAACGUGCACGGCGCGUCGAGCGGCCAGCACUCCAGUCUACGGACACUGACCGCAGCUGGAACGACCGCGAACGGGAGCGGGAUCCGCCGAUGCGCGCUUGGGGAAGAGACAAGGGCGACGCUGUGCGCGAUCGUCGAGGCGACCGCGAUCGCGACCGCGACCGUCGGAAACGCCGUGCUGGGGGAGAUAACGCGUGA
Molecule: messenger RNA, 4719 nt
Organism: Malassezia vespertilionis
Lineage: Eukaryota; Fungi; Basidiomycota; Malasseziomycetes; Malasseziales; Malasseziaceae
Gene: RLR1
Product: THO2 plays a role in transcriptional elongation
Exons: 3
Coding region: 1-4719 (1572 amino acids)
Biological process (GO): mRNA processing; mRNA export from nucleus
Cellular component (GO): THO complex part of transcription export complex
Molecular function (GO): mRNA binding
Source: RefSeq, a predicted model, not a curated record